Ectocarpus sp. CCAP 1310/34 is the source of this 540-nucleotide messenger RNA. The record is from the annotation of a GenBank genome assembly. NCBI's taxonomy places the organism in Eukaryota, Phaeophyceae, Ectocarpales, Ectocarpaceae.
AUGCUAGACUUUGUCCUCCACCCGUCUUCGCCUGACACGAGCGGUAUACCCGUCGGAGGUGAGAAGCUGCGGAAGGUGAUGGAGUGGGUCUCCAAGCGGGAAGAUCCCAUUGUCGGCGAACUGCUGCCAGAUGCGUCCCAGACCGCAGAGGAGGUUGUGGCCAAGGGCCUGUUUAAGGACAAGUUCACCGCGGCUCUCCUCAACGGGAUUGAACCCGAAGAUGGUGGGGGCGUGGGCACUCCGUUCGAGAGCGACGGCAAAGGCGACUGCUUGUUGAAUUCUGUGGCGGCAUUCUUCGCCAAAGACGGAGGUCAAGGGGUCAGAAGUGCUGUGAAGACAAUCGCGGUGAAGCUUCGACUCAGCGUCGUGCUGUUCGGGCUGAUAUACAUGGGGCUAUUCCUGCUGGAGCAGGACGACAUUUCGGGGCAUGGUACAACUACACGUCGGAUGUGCGGGAAAGGCUGGCGAAGAACGGGUGGGAUGUGGCACCCGACCCCGACAACAACUGGCACGUCGGGUCGUCAAAAUGCGCGCGGCUGA